Molecule: messenger RNA, 3016 nt
Organism: Mizuhopecten yessoensis (Yesso scallop)
Lineage: Eukaryota; Metazoa; Mollusca; Bivalvia; Pectinida; Pectinidae
Product: CAAX prenyl protease 1 homolog
Exons: 10
Coding region: 4-1446 (480 amino acids)
Biological process (GO): CAAX-box protein processing
Cellular component (GO): endoplasmic reticulum membrane
Molecular function (GO): metalloendopeptidase activity
Source: RefSeq, a predicted model, not a curated record
UUGAUGAUGACAAAGCCGGCAUUUUCUAGCAACAUGGACCCGUCAGGAAGUUCCAUAUUUAUGGCCGUACUCGGUUUUCAAUGGAUUGUAUACAUGUGGGAAUCGUAUCUAUCGUCGAGACAGAGAUUUCUAGCUCGGACAGUGGAGACAGUUCCAGAUACUCUAAAGCAUGUGCUGGACCAAGAGACUUUUACUAAAGCACGCCUUUAUCAGCUGGACAAAAGUAGCUUUGGGUUUUGGCACGGGCUUUAUUCUCAAUUUGAAACAACUCUGAUCUUGGUUUUUGGUGGGUUUCCAUUUGUUUGGUGGUAUGCCGGUGAAGUUACAGGCAGAUUUGGAUACGGACCUGACUAUGAGAUCCUUCAGUCUUUGUCCUUCCUAUUCAUAACCAGCAUAUUUUCCACUGUUACCUCCCUUCCAUGGACGGUGUACUCCACGUUUGUAUUGGAGGAAAAACAUGGAUUUAACAAACAGACGCCUGGUUUCUUUGUGAAAGAUCAGAUAAAGAAGUUCAUUGUGAUGCAGUGCAUUUCCCUACCAGUUGUUUCUGGGCUUAUCUAUAUUAUUCAGAUCGGUGGUGACUAUUUCUUCAUCUAUACAUGGAUAUUUACCUUCGUGGUAUCUUUGCUAUUGAUCACCAUCUACGCCGACUAUAUUGCUCCGCUGUUUGACAAGUUCACCCCCCUACCAGAGGGAGACCUCCGCACCAGGAUUGAAGCCCUGGCUGCCAGCAUUGAUUUCCCUUUGACGAAGCUCUUUGUUGUGGAAGGUUCAAAGCGAUCAGCCCACAGUAAUGCUUACUUCUACGGGUUCUUCAAGAACAAGAGGAUCGUUCUGUUUGACACCCUUAUAGAGGAUUACAAACCUCCAGGCGAGGAGGAGAAAGACAAGAAAAGCGAGGAAGAGGAAGAUAACUCUCACAAGGAUUCUGUAGAUCCUGCUGAAGCUCAAGAGACGAAAACAGAGGAGAAAGACGAAAAACAAAAGCAGCAGGGCUGUACCAACGAUGAGAUUUUAGCUGUUCUUGGACACGAGUUGGGUCAUUGGAAACUGAGUCACAACCUAAAGAAUCUAGUAAUCAGUCAGGUGAACACGUUUUUGUGUUUUAUGAUAUUCGCCUUCCUGAUCAAGAAGACGGUGUUGUAUACAGCCUUUGGGUUUGACACUCGUCCCAUACUUAUUGGGAUGCUCAUCAUAUUCCAGUUUAUCUUCUCUCCAUAUCACGAGGUCUUAUCCUUCUGUAUGACAGUUCUCAGUCGUAAAUUUGAAUUUGAAGCUGAUGCAUUUGCUAAGAGAAUGAAGAAGGCAUCAGAUCUGAAAUCCUCACUGAUAAAACUAAACAAGGACAAUCUGGGCUUCCCUGUUGUGGAUUGGCUGUAUUCAACAUGGAGUUACUCUCAUCCCCCACUGCUGGAGAGACUCAAGGCCUUGGAGAAAACAGACUGACACUGUUCAUUCAUCAACAUGAGUUGACAUUUUGUUCAACGAUGACAUUGUUUGAUUAAUAAGUGAUUGACAUGUUUUUUUUUAACAAUGUCAAAUUUUGAGAUAAAUUCAUAAUUUCAUGUAAUUGGUGGAUGAGAAAUAGCGAUGGCUAUUUAUAAAUGCUCAUUUUUUACAUUAUGAUUCUACAAUUCCAUUAUUCAUAGUGACAAGUGUGUGCAUGCUUUCAAAUUUUUCUCAAAUGUGUUAAAGUCUUAUCUGUCCAUCCUGCAAUUUAAUAAAUUUAAUGACAAAAGAUUUUGAAUGCUUGUAAUUCUGACAUCGUUUAGCAGUUAUCCUGUGUACCAUAUAACUUAAACACUAAAAAGGUUAACAGAUUUUUUAUGCUUUAUUUAAAUUCUUUAUCAUUCAUUUUGCCAUAUUAUUGGAAAUUUUUACGGUAAAUUGCAAGCCACAGUUAAUUUUUAUUUUCAGGGAAAUCUAUAGCUACCUCAAAUCAAUUUGUCUAGCUGGGGUCAUCCGAUUAGUUAAUUCCUGAAUUCAAGGCUACAAGUUAAUUUGUAAAAACCAAAUUUUACCCUUACUACAACUCCCACAAAUUCAAUAUUAUUCCACAAAAACAACAUCUUUGACUACUUAAUGUGGCUAGCAGUGUCUAGAACCAGUAGUACCACUGGAGAUUUGAAUAGUCUGCUAGACUAUUGGGCUACCCUUAUUGUCUAACCCUGGAAUUACUGCUAUGAUCUAAAACAGGCCACUUGUAUCCUGUUAUGUUUAAAACUCAUUAUUUGUCGUCAAAAGAUUAUGGUAUACGUAGUGGAAACAAUUCUGACAGUUUCGUAACCUUUUUGACACCAAAUUUGUUCAAGACAAUUAAUAUUUUGUCUGUCAAAUUUAAUGAAAUUCCCUAUACAUCGUGAACUUGCAUUAGUUUAUCAAAUAGUGUCUAUGUAUUUUUUUCUCUCUUUUUUUCUUUUUUUUUUCUUUUUUUUUCUUUUUUUCUUCUGUUAACCUGAUCAUUAUUCAUCAAGAUACAUGCUUUAAUGAAAGAAAAAUGCUGAUUUGUCAAUAUAAGUACAGUUUUACUGUUUUAGUUUUUUUAUAUACCAGGGCCAGGGAGGAAUGAAUAUUCUUUGACUGCCUUGCCAUUCAUAGCUUCUUUACAUACAUUGGUGUAUGUAAUUUUAAUUUUCUAGGAAACUACCCUAAACAAAAACAUGUGUGUUAUUAUACUGCUCAGAGUUUUAACUGCCACAGCAUUAAAUCAGAUUUAUGAAAUUCGCAUGUGUUUUCUGUUUCAGUUAGUUUUCUUAAUCUACAUUAAUUUUAUGAAAUUACCUACAAUUUACAAUAUAAAUAAAAUUUGUUCUUUUGACAAAGAGGUGUAGCUGUCAGAUGAUAAAAAAUAUACCAAUUCUAUACGAGAGAAUCACACGUUUCAAAUCCUCGGGACACAAAAAUUAAUAUUGUAACUUAAAGGUAAGUGUUGUCUGUGUUCAACAUCAUAGAUCUAGUUAUUUAAUCAAAAUACUGUAUGAUGCAGCAUACAAUGCUUAAAAUAAAGAAAAUUUGA